Oxyura jamaicensis (ruddy duck) is the source of this 6975-nucleotide messenger RNA. RefSeq names its product SH3 and multiple ankyrin repeat domains 3 (gene SHANK3). Bases 16 to 5568 code for a protein of 1850 amino acids. The transcript has 26 exons. The record is from RefSeq and is a predicted model, not a curated record. Gene Ontology annotation, molecular function: synaptic receptor adaptor activity; ionotropic glutamate receptor binding. Gene Ontology annotation, cellular component: postsynaptic membrane; postsynaptic density; dendritic spine. Lineage: Eukaryota; Metazoa; Chordata; Aves; Anseriformes; Anatidae.
GGCACUGCUUGUCCCAUGGGCAUCGCCAGCCAGGCACAAGCGGACGCUCCCCAGCUCUUUGAGGGCCCCCGGGCGGGCUGUGAGCGCGGCCCCCGGUGCCGGCCGCCCCGCCGCGCCGCACGGAGCAUGCCUCUGAGCCCCGCCGGCAGCAAGCAUGAGAGCCCGGAGUCGCCGCCGCCAGAGCCGCCGCCGCCGCCGGAGCGACAGCCCCGCGCCGCCGGGGAGCCGGGCGCCGGCCUGCGGGAAGAGACGCGGCUCGACCCGGCCCGGGGCCCCGGCGGGCCCCGCUCCCCCAAGCUGGCGGCCCCGGCGCGCAUGGAGGAGCCCGCGCCCGGCGCCAUCGUCGUCCGCAUCGGCAUCCCCGACCUUCAGCAGACGAAGUGUCUGCGGUUGAAUCCAGAUGUUCCUGUGUGGGUCUCCAAGCAGCGCAUUCUGUGCACUCUCAACCACAGCCUGAAGGAUGUUCUCAACUAUGGGCUCUUCCAGCCAGCCUUCAACGGCAGGGCUGGGAAGUUCCUGGAUGAGGAGCGUCUACUGCGGGAGUACCCCCUGAAUCCAGACACUCCUGUCCCCUACCUGGAGUUCCGGUACAAAAGGCGUGUGUACACCCAGACUUUGCUGGAUGACAAGCAGUUUGCCAAACUCCAUACAAAGGCAAAUCUGAAGAAGUUCAUGGAGUACGUGCAAAUGCUAAAUGCGGAGAAGGUCUGCAGACUGCUGGAGAAGGGACUGGACCCCAACUUCCAUGACCCGGAUACUGGAGAGUGUCCCCUGACCGCAGCGGCUCAGCUGGAACUUGGUGCCGAGAUGAUCAAAGCACUGCGCAAUGGGGGAGCACACCUGGAUUUCCGGACACGGGAGGGAAUGACAGCUCUUCACAAGGCUGUGCGGUGCCGCAACCAUGCGGCGCUGCUGACGCUGCUGGACCUGGGUGCCUCCCCAGACUACAAGGACAGCCGAGGGCUGACGCCCCUGUACCACAGCGCCAUGGUCGGGGGGGAUCCCUACUGCUGUGAGCUUCUGCUGCACGACUACGCCCGGCUGGGCUGCGUGGAUGAGAAUGGCUGGCAGGAGAUCCACCAGGCAUGUCGCUACGGCCAUGUUCAGCACCUGGAGCAUCUUCUCUUCUAUGGAGCUGAUAUGACUGCACAGAAUGCCUCAGGAAAUACCGCUCUUCAUAUUUGUGCUCUCUAUAACCAGGAGAGCUGUGCUCGGGUUCUUCUCUUCCGUGGUGCGAGCAAAGAGAUUCGCAACUACAACAGCCAGACGGCAUUCCAGGUGGCCAUCAUUGCAGGAAAUUUUGAAUUGGCUGAAAUCAUCAAAACCCACAAAGAGUCCGAUGUUGUGCCUUUCAGAGAAACUCCCAGCUACACAAAGCGGAGACGGAUCCUCGGUGCUGGCGGCCUCUCUUCACCGCGCAUGCUGCAGCGCUCGGCCAGCGACAACAACCUGAAGGCAGAGAGCCGGGCGUCCUACUCACCAGUGCCCUCGCUGCGCAGCCUGCCCCCCCAGCUGCUGGUGCAGAGAUUGCAGAGACGUCGUGACACGGAGAGGGAGGGGGAAAGGGACUCGGGGGUCGCGGGGGCGGCCGCGUGCAGGGGGCGCUGCGACCCCCGGACCCCCUCUCGCGCCGCCGGACCGGGAGGGGCCCCCCCCGGGCCCGGCCCCGGCCCCGAGCCCGCGCCGCACGCCGCGCCCGCCCCGCUGCGCGGGCCCAAGCGGAAGCUGUACAGCGCCGUGCCCGGCCGCAAGUUCAUCGUGGUGAAGAGCUACGCGCCGCAGGGCGAGGGCGAGAUCCAGCUCAACAGGGGCGAAGCCGUCAAGGUGCUGAGUAUUGGCGAAGGUGGCUUUUGGGAAGGAACCGUGAAAGGAAGGACUGGCUGGUUCCCAGCAGAAUGUGUUGAGGAGGUGCAGAUGCGACAGUAUGAUCCACGGCAAGAAACCAGAGAAGACAGGACAAAGCGUCUCUUCAGACAUUAUACUGUGGGCUCUUACGACAAUUUCACCUCUCACAGUGACUACAUCAUUGAGGAGAAGACGGCCGUGCUGCAGAAGAGGGAGCAUGAGGGAUUCGGGUUUGUGUUGCGAGGGGCCAAAGCUGAAACCCCAAUUGAGGAGUUCACCCCAACCCCAGCCUUCCCAGCGCUCCAGUACCUGGAAUCAGUGGAUGUGGAAGGCGUUGCGUGGAGAGCAGGGCUUCGCACAGGAGACUUUCUGAUUGAGGUGAAUGGUGUGAACGUGGUGAAGGUGGGGCACAAGCAGGUGGUCUCGCUCAUCCGGCAAGGGGGGAAUCACCUGGUGAUGAAAGUUGUUUCCGUCAGCCGCAAGCCAGAAUCAGAAGAAGUUGUUCGGAAAAAGGCUCCGCCGCCUCCCAAGAGAGCGCCCAGCACCACCCUGACGCUGCGGUCCAAGUCCAUGACAGCCGAGCUGGAGGAGCUGGCCUCCAUGCGGAGAAGAAAAGGGGAGAAACUGGAUGAGAUUUUGGCAGCAGCCGAGCCCUCGCUGAGAGCAGACAUUGUUGAAGCAGAUUCUAGGGCAGCCACUGUGAAGCAGCGACCAACAAGCCGGCGCAUCACGCCAGCAGAAAUCAGUUCACUCUUUGAACGCCAGGGUAUGGCAGCACAUUCGGGGGUCCUUGCGGGAGCUGAGAAGCCCCACGUUUCACUACGCAAAGGAAUUCCGCGGACAAAAUCUGUAGGUGAAGACGAGAAACUUGCUGCUUCUUUGCUAGAUGGGAAGUUUCCCCGGAGCACAUCGAUGCAAGACACUGUUAGGGAAGGGCAUGGGAUUCCACCACCACCUCAAACAGCCCCCCCCCCGCCGCCGUCGCCCGAUUACUUUGACACAGGCCCCCCGCCAUCCUUCUCACCACCUCCACCCCCAGGAAGAGCUUAUGAUACCAUAAGAUCAAGCUUUAAGCCAAGCCUGGAGGCUAAGCUCCACGGACUCCCACAGGUCAUUAGCGCAGCUGAGAUGUACGAUCAGGCGAGGACUUCCAUUCCUUAUCCUGAAAGGCAGAAGAGGGCCCGAUCCAUGAUAAUCCUACAGGAUUCCUCUCAUCUUCCUGUGGAGCCAACAGAGAUCCCCCGGCCUGGCCCAUCCGCAACCCCUCCAGAGAAGCUAAAGAGGAAGGGGAGAGUGAUUGACAACCCGUAUGCCAACAUGGGUCAGUUCAACGUCAGCCUGUUUGCUCCCACCAAGCCACAGAGGAAGAAGAGUCCUCUUGUUAAGCAGUUACAAGUAGAGGAUGCACAGGAGAGAGCAGCACUGUCCAUCACUGGAGGCUUUACCAGGGAGCCCUCUCCCACGCGCAGGAGCCAUCGCCUGAGUGGCGUGGAAUAUCAGCACCACACGGGCAUUGCUCAGGUUGAAGCCACAAGCAUCCCCUUUGCCACUGCCAUUGCUGGAGUCAUGAAGGACAGAGACCGGCGUCUGGAUGAGAAGCGGAAAUCCACUGUCUUCCUCUCAGUUGGGGCCAUCGAAGGAAGCCCCCCCAGCAGUGACAUGCCAUCCUUACAGCAGUCCAGGUCUAUCGAUGAGCGGUUGUUAGGAAGCCGAGAUGUACUACUGCCUUCCCCUGUCUCAGCUUUAAAGCCAUUAAUUAGCAGCUCAUCCUCAACGUUCAUCCACCCCCUCACAGGAAAGCCCCUGGAUCCAAACUCACCACUGGCGCUUGCGCUGGCCGCAAGGGAACGGGCCCUCUCAACUCAAGUCCCAUCCCGGUCGCCCACCCCGAUCCACAGCCCAGAUUCAGACAGAGCAGCACCCCUGUUUGUGGACAUCCAAACCAAAGAACCAGAGAGGGGGGAGUUGGAGAGUUUAGUGUCCCCUGCGUAUUCACCUGGAGGCAAAGGGGCAAUUGGAACGGACUCUGGGACUUUGGCCCCUACUAAGACCCCGUGGGGGACUCCGUCCACACUGAGAAAAGAAACUGAGGCAAGAGCAGAAACACCCGUGAAGGAGGAGAAAAAACAAGAAGACAAGAAGUCCAUGAUUAUUAGUAUAGUGGAUACAUCACAGCAGAAGACUGCUGGCCUUAUCAUGGUUCACGCCACAAGUAAUGGCCAAGACGAGGUAGGACUUGAGGUAAAAGAGGAGAAACCGGCUGUCCCUGAAGCAUGCACAGAGCCAGCAGAGUCUCCCAAAGCAGAGACCCAGCCCAGUCCCGUGGGAAAGCCUCCAGUCAGUCCAGCCUCUGACAAGACACUGGGACAAGGGAGUUCGGAGGAAGAAGUGGAGCCCUACACGGUUACCCUCCCACCAGCUCAGUUGUCUUCAAGCGAUGAAGAGACCAGGGAGGAGCUGGCCAAGAUAGGGCUGGUGCCUCCACCAGAUGAGUUUGCAAACGGGGUACUAGUCACCACCCCUGGCACACCAGUCAGCCACCUGGCUACGCCUAGCACGCCAUCCAUACCAGCGGCAGCAGUAGCACCUUCUACCACUGGCGGAACACCCUCAGGGAAGCCCUCUGAUGCCCCCGUAGCCCCAGAGUCUGCUGCAGACUCAGGAGUGGAAGAGGUGGACACCAGAAGUUCAAGUGACCAUCACCUGGAGACCACAAGCACCAUCUCUACGGUCUCCAGCAUGUCUACGUUGUCCUCAGAAAGCGGGGAGCCUACUGACACAUACACUUCCUUUGCGGAUGGACAAACUUUUAUACUCGAGAAGCCACCAGUGCCUCCAAAGCCAAAACUCAAGUCCCAGCUCAGCAAGGGGCCAGUUACUUUCAGGGACCCACUUUUGAAGCAGUCUUCGGACAGCGAGCUCAUCUCCCAGCAACAUGCGGCCACUCUGGCAUCAGCCAGCAUUGGCCGGCCACGCUACCUCUUUCAGAGAAGGUCCAAGCUAUGGGGGGACCCCAUGGAGAGCAGGCCAAUCCAUGGGGCUGAUGAUGACAAGCCAACUGUGAUCAGUGAGCUAAGUUCCCGACUACAGCAACUGAAUAAGGAUACACGAUCACUGGGGGAGGAACCUGCCGGGUCCACGUUAGAUCCCGGGAAGAAGUCACCGGUGGUCGCAGCACGACUUUUCAGUAGUUUAGGAGAACUCAGCACCAUUUCCCAGCGGAGCUCCGGGACCACCUACACAGUUCGACCUGGCAGUCGCUACCCUGUAACCCGACGUACCCCCAGCCCCGUGAAGCCGGCUCUGGAUCGGACAGAGCCCCUCAGCACCGUGCGGCCCUAUGGUCUGACCCCUCCCACCAUCCUCAAAUCUUCCAGCCUCUCCAUCCCACACGAGCCCAAGGAGGUGCGUUUUGUGGUGAGGAGCGUGAGCGCCCGGAGCCGCUCCCCGUCCCCGUCCCCCUCUCCAGGGCCGCCCCUGCACACCCUCCACCCGCCAAGGCCCUUCAUGCAGAAACCCCUCCACCUGUGGAACAAGUACGACGUCGGGGACUGGCUGGAAAGCAUCAACUUGGUGGAGCACCGAGACAAGUUUGAGGACCAUGAAAUAGAGGGCACACACCUGCCCGCCCUCACCAAGGAGGACUUUGUGGAGUUGGGGGUGACACGGGUCGGGCACCGUAUGAACAUUGAGCGGGCACUCAAGCAGCUGGUAGACAGCUGACCGUCCUAGGCAGCGCUGGCCUCUUCCAGAGCCACCACAUGGGGAGGGGGGGGCGUUUCUACUAGACUAAUAAAACCCAGUUUGAUUCUCUUUCUACUCUGAGCACUGCACUGAAGGGCGCGGAGCCGAGAGGCUCCCGCCCGCUCACACACAGCCCGCGUGCCACGCACACGCAGACCCCGCUCAGCCCCACCAGGCCCGCGACGCCUUCGGGAAAAGGAAUGUUGCAUGAAAUACAUCCUCUUUUCUGUUCCUCCCAGAGAGUCUGGCCUGUAUAUCGCUUGAUGUGCUCUUCCCUGGGGCGUCGCUGGUGGCAGGAGGGGCCGAGGCGCCAGGUGCCGCCGCGCCGGGCUCCCCGCACGGGACCCGCGGCACGGCGACACCUGGCUGGGGGGGGACUGUGCAGGGCCACCGUGCAGUCGAGGAACCGAACCUGUGCAGGGCAAGGGCUUCUGAGCAGCGGGCUCUGCGUGGGUUUUCCUGCAAGCCCAGCGCUGCUCGCAGGUCCCUUGUGUGGCAGGCAGGGAGGUGGCAGGCCAGACACGAGCUGCCCCGCCAGGGUGCGUGUGGGGAGCACGGCAAGGCAGGGCCCCGGCAGCGCGGGCUGCUGGGGGCGGCAGGCAGGGCGCUGCGUGGGCAGGAGCAGGACGGAGGCCCCGUGGGGCUGGGCGAGGAAGGGCGGCAGCGGGAGCAGGGCCCGUGGCAGGGCAGCCUCGCUGCGUGCCAGGAGAGCCGCGGUGACGGCCGCCCUGCUCCGGCCCUGCUGCGGCUCCCCCGGCAGACCCGUCGCAGGCAGGAGCAAGCCUUGCCGUGCGGGUGAGAAGAGCGCCAAGCGUGAGAGAGCCUGGCCUGUGGGCUCUGCUCCUCUGCCCGGCUGCGCUUGGUUUGCCCUGGAGAGAGAGGGACCGAAACCGCAUGGAUAGAAGCAUGUUUGGGGGGUGUCGGAGGGAGGCUGGUGGGGAAUCCAGCAGAAACCGCUUUGCCCCCCCCCCCCCCCCCCCCCCCCCCGGGGCGGUGUUUUAUUUCCUCUUGGUUUGGGGUCUUGUUUCCAAGGGGGACACAUUGAUGGAUAAUAUAUAAUCUCCGUGCAUUUAUAUAGAGAGCAGCUGAUGAUCUACAAGAGACGAUACUGAACUACAGGAUUCCCACUCCGUCUUAGUCAUCCUUAUUUUGCAUCUUUUUAAUCAGCUAUAUAUUUGAAAAGAGAGAACAAAUAUCUAUAUAUCUAUAUCUAUAGCUAUAGCCACCUGAUUUUGUUAUAAUUUUACUAAAUCUAUAUAUCUCUAGACUUGUUGAGAUGCUGAUGAGGUGGUGCCUGCACCCCUCCCCUGGGACGCCCAUGACUCAUGGGAGUUUUUAGUGACUGACUGAAUGAAUGUUAAAGUCUUUUUUUUAAAAAAAAAAAAU